This is a messenger RNA of Spodoptera littoralis (African cotton leafworm), 618 nucleotides long. NCBI's taxonomy places the organism in Eukaryota, Metazoa, Arthropoda, Insecta, Lepidoptera, Noctuidae. The record is from the annotation of a GenBank genome assembly.
AUGGUGUUCACAAGACCUUCAGAUAUUCCAUUUCCCAAAACAUGGCAUCGGUUCUCAUCUGACAAGGGACCUUUAAGGAUUCAGGACUUGACUGAUGAUCUAUUUGAUGAGGCAGUUGAACUCCUGACUCGAUACUUCAUGAGGGAUGAGCCUCCUUGCAAGUAUAUUGGUAUCCAAAACUACCCUUCAGCGAUGAAGGAGCUGCAGAAGCUCUGGCGGUCUCCCCUCAAGGAGCACCUGUCUCUGGUCUGCGUGGAGGACAAUGAUGACCAGCCUCCGAAGGUCGUUGGAGUCAACGUGCUCACUGUAGUCUGCAAGGAGGAUAAGGAAGAGCCAUUUCAUACGGAAGACAAAAUCUGGGCUCAACUCUUCGGUGCAGUGGACCUGGUGACCAGGUCAGUAGACGUCUUCGAGAGGUACGGCGUGGACAAGUAUCUGACUGCGUACGGGCUGGUGGUGGACCCGAGCUGGAGAGGCUGUGGGGUCGGGAAGGAGCUGCUGCUGGCUAGGAUUCCAUUAUGCAAGGCACUCAACAUCAAGGUAACAGCAACUGUCUUCACAGCGGGCGCAUCUCAAGCAGUCGCAAAAAAAGCAGGCUUUGUGAUCUUUUUGAAAUAA